AUGGCCCUUCAGUCAUGGAUUCUGACUUACUUGUGCCUGCUCUCCUCCGGAACUGGUGAGUUCUUCUUCAGAGCAAAUUAUUCCAGAAGCUAUCCCUGUGAUGAGAAAAGGAAAAAUGCCCUUGUGAUUGCAGAAUGCAAUGAUCGCCGACUACAAGAAGUUCCCCAAACUAUAGGCCAGUAUGUGACAGAAAUAAACUUGUCUGACAAUUCCAUCAUGCAUGUAACAAACGAGUCCUUUCGAGAGCUGCGAAACCUCACUAAAAUAAAUCUGAACCACAAUGCCAAUCAAGCACACCCAAAUGAAAAUAAAAAUGGUAUGAAUAUUACAGAUGGAGCAUUCCUCAACCUAAAAAAUCUGAAGGUGUUACUGCUUGAAGACAACCAAUUGUGUGCUAUGCCUACUGGCUUGCCUGAGUCUUUGCGAGAACUUAGCCUAAUUCAAAACAAUAUAAUUACGAUAACUAAAAACAACACUCUGGGGCUUCGGAACAUGGAGAGACUCUAUUUGGGCUGGAACUGCUAUUUUUAUUGUAAUCAAAACUUUAGCGUGGAAGAUGGGGCAUUUCAAAACCUUAUGAACUUGAAGGUGCUCUCCUUAUCUUUCAACAGGCUUUUCCACGUGCCUCCCAAACUACCAAGCUCCCUAACAAAACUUUUUCUGAGCAAUGCCAAGAUUAUGACUAUCACGCAGGAAGACUUCAAGGGACUGGAACACUUAACAUUACUAGAUCUGAGUGGCAACUGUCCGAGGUGUUACAAUGCCCCAUUUCAAUGCACGCCUUGUGAGAAAAACUUGUCCCUCACCAUACAUCGCCUUGCUUUUCAAGGUCUCACCAAACUUCAAUAUCUAAACCUCUCCAGCACUUCUCUCCAGUCCAUUACUUCCACGUGGUUUGACAAUCUGACAAAUCUGAAGGAACUCCAUCUUGAAUUCAACUAUUUACUACAAGAAAUUGCUUCAGGGGAAUUCUUAACGAAACUGCCCAAUUUACAAAUCCUUGAUCUAUCUUUCAACUUUCAACAAAGCAAAUAUUUACCAUCUAUUAAUAUUUCCUCGAACUUCUCUAAGCUUCAUUCUCUCAAGAAAUUGCACUUAAAGGGCUAUGUAUUUUACAAACUUGAACAGAAAAAUUUUGCACCCCUUCAGAGUCUUCGAAACUUAACAACUAUCGACUUGGGCAUUAACUUUAUUACGAAAAUUGAUUUUAAAAUUUUCCAAGAUUUUCCCAAUCUGAAAGUUAUUUCCUUGUCAGAGAACCGUAUAACACCCAUAGUAGAUCACACAAACAACUCCUCUUUGCCAUACCAUCUCCUUAAAUCUGGCUCAACGAUCACCAAGUUUGAUCCCCACGCGAAUUUUUAUCACAGCACCAAACCUUUAAUAAAGCCACAGUGUGCUGCUUAUGGCAAAGCCUUGGAUUUAAGUUUAAACAAUAUUUUCCUUAUUGAGAAAAAUCAAUUUGAACCUUUUCAGGACAUUGCCUGCUUAAAUCUGUCCUUCAAUGCUAACAAUCAAGUGUUGAGUGGCACAGAAUUCUCAGCCAUGCCCCAGCUCAAAUAUUUGGAUUUAUCUCACAACAGACUAGACUUUGAUGACAACAAUGCUUUCAGUGAACUUCGCUACCUGGAAGUGCUCGACCUGAGUCACAAUGAACACUAUUUCAGUAUAGCAGGGGUAACACACCGCCUAGGAUUUAUCCAGAACCUAAUGAACCUCAGUGUGUUAAACCUGAGCUACAAUGGCAUUUACACACUCACAGAGGACAAAGAGCUGAAAAGCAUGUCUCUGAAAGAAUUGGUUUUCAGCGGAAACCGCCUUGACCUUUUGUGGAAUACAGAUGACGUCAGCUACUGGACCAUUUUCAGAAGUCUCUGGAGUCUGACACACCUAGACUUAUCUUACAAUAACCUUCAACAAAUCCCCAAUGAAGCAUUCCUCAGCUUGCCCCAGAGCCUCGAAGAGCUGCGUUUCAAUGGGAACAGGUUACGUUUUUUUAAUUGGACCUCCCUCCAGUAUUUUCCUCGGCUCCAUUUACUGGACUUACGGAGAAACAAGCUGUAUUUUCUAACCAAUUGCCUAUCUAAGUUUACAUAUUCCCUGAAGACAUUGCUGCUUGGCCAUAAUGAAUUCUCUCACCUGCCUCCUGGCUUCCUCUCUGAAGCCAGUAGUCUGUUCCACCUGGAUCUAAGUUUCAACAUGAUAAAGAUGAUCAAUAAGUCCUCCCUGCAAACCAAAACUAAAACAAAUUUGUCUGUUCUGGAACUGAGUGGGAACCAUUUUGACUGCACAUGCGAUUCAAGUGAUUUUCGAAGCUGGCUAGAUGAAAACACGCACAUUACAGUUCCUAGAUUAGUAGAUGUUAUUUGCACCAGUCCUGGGGAUCAAAAGGGGAAGAGCAUCAUGAGUCUAGAGCUCAUGACGUGUCUUUCAGAUACCACUGCAGUGAUCCUGUUUUCCCUCACAUUCCUCAUCACUGCCACGGUUAUGUUGGCCACCCUGGGUCACCAUCUGUUUUACUGGGAUAUUUGGUUUAUCUAUCACAUGUGUUCAGCUAAGUUAAGAGGCUACAGGUCCUUGGCCACAACCCGAACUUUCUACGAUGCUUACAUUUCUUACGACACCAAAGAUGUGUCUGUUACCGACUGGGUCAUCAAUGAACUGCGCUACCACCUUGAAGAGAGUGAAGGCAAAAACGUCCUCCUUUGCUUAGAGGAAAGGGAUUGGGAUCCAGGAUUAGCCAUUAUCGAUAACCUCGUGCAAAGCAUAAACCAGAGCAAGAAGACAAUCUUUGUGUUAACCAAAAAAUAUGCCAAGAGCUGGAACUUUAAAACAGCUUUUUACUUGGCCUUACAGAGGCUAAUGGAUGAGAACAUGGACGUGAUUAUCUUCAUCCUCCUGGAACCCGUGUUGCAGUAUUCCCAGUACCUUAGGCUGCGGCGGAGAAUCUGUAAGAGUUCCAUCCUCCAGUGGCCUGACAACCCCAAAGCAGAAAACUUGUUUUGGCAAAGUCUGAAAAACGUGGUCUUGACUGAAAAUGAUUCACGGUAUGACAAUUUCUACACUGAAUCCAUUAAACAAUAUUGA
Chionomys nivalis (European snow vole) is the source of this 3087-nucleotide messenger RNA. It is a transcript of the gene Tlr8, whose product is annotated as toll like receptor 8. NCBI's taxonomy places the organism in Eukaryota, Metazoa, Chordata, Mammalia, Rodentia, Cricetidae. Gene Ontology annotation, molecular function: pattern recognition receptor activity; protein binding. The record is from RefSeq and is a predicted model, not a curated record. Gene Ontology annotation, biological process: canonical NF-kappaB signal transduction; toll-like receptor signaling pathway; positive regulation of interleukin-6 production. Gene Ontology annotation, cellular component: plasma membrane. The coding region runs from base 1 to 3087 and encodes 1028 amino acids. The transcript has a single exon.